AGGUUGGAUUAUUGCAAUGCACUCUACGUGGGGCUCCCCUUGAAGACGGCCUGGAAACUUCAAUUAGUCCAACGAUCGGCAGCCAGACUGUUAACCGGAACAACUUACAAGGAGCGGUCAACCCCCUGUUCAAGGAGCUCCAUUGGCUGCCGGUCAUUUUCCCAUCCCAAUUCAAGCUGCAGCUCACUUGGAGCAUGUGAAGCAAGCUGAGGAACUGAGUUCCAGUAUGUGGUAUAUAAUGCAGAGCAUUCAGAGUAAAUAUUCUUUGUCAGAGCGUUUGAUCCGAACUAUAGCAGCUAUCAGAUCCUUCCCACAUGACAAUGUUGAAGACCUUAUCAGGAGGGGUGCGGAUGUUAACUGUAUGCAUGGUACAUUGAAACCACUACACUGUGCUUGCAUGGUUGCCGAUGCCGACUGCAUUGAGCUGUUGUUGGAAAAAGGAGCUGAGGUCAAUGCCCUUGAUGGGUACAACCGAACAGCUCUCCAUUAUGCGGCAGAGAAGGAUGAGACCUGUGUGGAAAUCCUCUUAGAAUACGGGGCAAAUCCAAAUGCCUUGGAUGGCAACAAGGACACACCCCUCCACUGGGCCGCCUUUAAGAACAAUGCUGAAUGCGUCCGAACACUCUUAGAAAGUGGUGCCUUUGUCAAUGCUCUGGAUUACAACAAUGACACCCCCCUGAGCUGGGCAGCAAUGAAGGGGAACCUAGAAAGCGUGAGCAUCCUUCUGGAAUAUGGGGCUGAGGUCCGGGUGGUCAACCUGAAAGGGCAGACCCCAAUAUCGAGGGUGGUUGCCCUCCUGGUCAGAGGACUUGGCACUGAGAGGGAAGACUCCUGCUUUGACCUCCUCCACCAAGCGGUUGGACACUUUGAAUUGCGUAAGAACGGGGCCAUGCCCCGGGAAGUCCUGCGGGAUCAGCAGCUGUGUGAGAAACUGACCACGCUCUGCUCUGCCCCAGGCACCUUAAAGACGCUGUCACGGUAUGCAGUGCGCCACAGCCUGGGAGUGCAAUUCCUGCCAGAUGCCGUGAAGGAACUGCCUUUGCCUGAAUCGCUGAAAGAAUAUGUGCUGCUUAAGUGACAGCUGAAAGCUUUGUUGGAGUCUGUUAAUCGUGCAGAUUGGUUGAUUUCUGUGCAGCUGCUUUCUGGGCACUUUGCACUGAUCGUUGCAGUGACAUGGAUAGAUUUUACAGCACUGUCUGUAAUCUCACAGGCAAAUGUGAAUCCUCCUCCCUCUGCUCUCAGUCAAUUUCCCUCAGCUUUUCCUUGUGCUACAAUUAGUGUAGGAUUAUUUUUCCCAAAUGAAGGAGGGUGGAAGAUAUUUUUCCUCACUCUUUGCAACUUUGUGGCCUCAAAAGAGUACUGUUCAGCUACUGCAGCAGAGUUCUGCAGAUUUCUGUUCUCUAAUAUUUAAUGGACAGAAAAUAGAGGCAUCUUCUCUCAGAGCUGUUUAAUGAGUUGGGGUGGGACAAAAAAGUACCAAUGAAUUUUGUUAUAGCAAAGCAGUUCAGUGAUUUAAUAACCCUGAUUCAAGCUGUUAAGGGAUGACAGGCCUGUCUUGCCAACUGGUUUGCUACCAGGAACAAGGUUUUCUAAGGGUUAUGCGGGCUUGAUGGAUUUAAACAAUCUGAAAAGCUAAUCUACACCUGUCCAGAUCAGGGGAUCCUUUUCUAGUACACCAUCUUCUUGUCCAGUGAGAGGUGCCAAAUUGAUCUCGACAAGAAGAAUUAUCUCACAAUUCCUGGACCAGGUUUUGUUGUUAUUCUACAGAAUAAAAAGGUAGAGUCCUGAUGUGAUGGUUUUAUGUUACUUCAGUCUAGUUGGAGGUUGGUUUGUGAGUGAGGGAGAAGCACAAGCUUGCUGCAAAUAGAAAGCUAAUAGCUCACAGGAAAUAGGUUCUUAAGCUGCUCUGGUUUUUGUUUGUGCAGUAAACAAGUAUUCAGAAAUAUAUAUGAAUAUGAGAAUUGGAAGUGUAAAGUAAUAGAUUAUAUUCCCACCUCAUUCUAUGUUUAGACUAAGCCUUAUUGAAGUUGUCUCAGAGGAUUCCUUCAAAAGAAGUCAGGUAAAAUUGUUUCAAAGCUAGUCAAAGUCUUCCCCCCUCCCUUAAUUUCCUUGUAAAAAUCACUAGUGAGACAGCUCUCAGUACAUCAAUAGACUCCAUGCAUUGUGUAGUGAUAUGGAAGUUAAUUCCUGUCCACACUGUGUGUUUGAUGGCUUUAAAGCUGAAGAAGCACAUUUUUAACUUUUGUAGGGCCACAGCAUUUCUGGGCUCUUUUCAUCAAGUUUUGCAGCAGUAGUUUUAUAAUCUGUUCAGGUGUUUACUGGUUUGCUUUCACUCAUGCCUUGACACUUGUACAACUUUUCUUUCAGCAGCUAUGUAUAUACGUAUAGAGGUGGUUGUAUUUUUAAACUUAUAUAUUGGACAUUAUGAAUUGGAGAAAAAAAAAACCCUGAAAGCUACAACGUGCAUUUGCUCCCUCUCCCAUCUCCAUUGGGUACAGGUCCCUUAGUGCCAAGCAACUACUGCAUGCUUCUGAUAUUGCUGUCUUCACAAUUUCUACCUGCUGCCUUAGGUCUCUGCCUAAACAAGUCUUAGACCUGAAUAAUUGGACAAAUCAGCCUUUUCUUGGACCAGAACAAGGGCUGCUAUCUAGAAACCCAGGGGUUUAAUUAGGAUUUUGAUUUCUAAGAACAGAGUAUGCUUCUGAGAGUCUUCAACUCUUAAAGCAUAGCUGUUUGGAGAGUUCUUGGGUGUCUCCCCUCCCUCAAGAUGGCAUAUUGGUUGGACAUUUGCAGAGUGAUGCUGGCAACUGAGUGGGAUGGGUUGGAUGCAAUUCUGUCGGAAGGAGACUGAGCAGAUGCACCCACUAAUUAUGGCAACAGGGGCAUAAUGAUCGCCUUCAAUCAAGACAAUCUUUGUUGUCAACUGAUCCUUCUCAAGUCCAGUGUUCUCCAGAUGUGAUGGAACAGCACCUACCAUCCUCAGCCAGCUUGGCUUUUGGCUUUGCUGUCUGGUUUGACAGGAGUUGUAGUCCAAUACAUUUAAAUGCAGGACGGAAAGGUCGAACCACUGCUGCAGUUGUCUUCCUUAGAGAAUUUAUCCUCUUUGCCUGCAGUCUUCUGUCCCAUGGGCUUGAAUCUGUCCUAGCAGAUCUUUUGCAAGGAACAAAUCAUGAUGUAAGCUUCGAGUAUCCCUUUCCAAGAAUAUUGUUACUCUGAGGAAGGUUAUUGAGCGAAUUACUUGUGUGAGAUAUUAACAGUUUGUUGAUUAAAUGUGUUGUGUACUGAA
Messenger RNA from Anolis carolinensis (green anole), 3286 nucleotides. It is a transcript of the gene asb8, whose product is annotated as ankyrin repeat and SOCS box containing 8. NCBI's taxonomy places the organism in Eukaryota, Metazoa, Chordata, Lepidosauria, Squamata, Anolidae. Gene Ontology annotation, molecular function: protein binding. The record is from RefSeq and is a predicted model, not a curated record. Bases 227 to 1078 code for a protein of 283 amino acids. Gene Ontology annotation, biological process: intracellular signal transduction. The transcript has 4 exons.